CACAUAUUAAGAAUCUCAACAUGGAACCCCCAGCGAAAAAACCGCGAAAGUUGCUGGAUGAAGACAGCUCCAGCGAUUCGGAGAGUGAGGCCGGUGGAGUGCCCAUUGGCAACAAGGAUAUCGACACCGGCUUUAAAAUCAACGAGGAGUACGCUCGUCGUUUCGAAUACAACAAGAAACGAGAAGAAAAGCAGCAGUUGGAGGCGAAGCUAGGGAAACAUUCUUUAGGAAAGCGACGCACGCGCGACGGCGAAGACGAGGAGACUGGCAGCUCAGAUGAGUCAUCCUCUGAUGAGGAUGAGGACGAAAAUGGGGAACUUGUUACUGAAGCACUUGAUGCGGAAAUUCAAGCUACUUUACAAGCAAUCCGCUCCAAAGACCCCCGUGUAUACGACCAAAAUACAACGUUCUACUCAAAGUUCGAUGAGGAUGCAGAAAUAGGGGAUGAUAAGAAGAAAGAAAAGCCUAUGUUUUUGCGGGACUACCACCGUGAGAACCUACUGAAGGGUGUCGAUCCGGCAGAGGAGGAUGCCCAGCAAGCUCCUAAGACUUUCGCCGAGGAACAGGAGAAUCUAAAGAAGAAUGUUGUUAGUGCCAUGCAUGCUGCGGCAGAUGAAGAUGAGGAUGAUGACGAUGGGUUCCUUAUCCGCAAAUCUACGACAGAACCGGCCCCAGGACCAAAGGCCGACGUCAAAUUGGAUGUUGAGAACGCUGAUAAAGAUCCUGAAAAUUUUCUUUCAAAUUUCAUGUCGUCGAGGGCAUGGGUCAUUUCAGAGCGGAGUGAUCUCCGACCUUUCGAAUCUGAUGACGAGGAGGAAGAGGAGAGGGCAGAAGCUUUUGAGGAGGCUUACAAUUUCCGCUUCGAAGAUCCUAACAAGGUCAAUGAGAAGCUGGUAACCCACUCCCGUGACGCCACCAACAAAUUCUCCGUGCGCCGAGAGGAGAUGAGUAGCAGAAAGAAACAGAGAGAGGCGGAGCGCUUGAGGAAGGAAGAAGAAAAGAAACAGCGAGAGCUUGAGAAGAAUCGCCUUCGUAAACUGAAGGUCGAAGAAUUACAAGAUAAAGUCAAACAGAUCAAAGAAGUUGCUGGUCUUCGGGCAUCCUCGUUCACGGACGAGGACUGGGCUCAAUUCCUUGACGACGCGUGGGACGACCAAAAAUGGGAAGCGGAGAUGCAGAAACGCUUUGGCGAGGAGUACUAUGCAGAAGAAGAGGUCGGUGAGAGCGGUGAUGAAGGCGAGGGCAAACGUAAACGGCCCAAAAAACCCAAAUGGGACGAUGACAUCGACAUCACGGAUUUAGUUCCCGACUUUGAUGAGGAGGAGAAGCCCGAGAUUAGCCUGUCUGACGAUGAAGUGGACAAGGAAGAAGAGGCAGAUGGUGAUGAUGCUACGGCUGGGUCCAAGGCGAAGAAGAAGAGCAAGGGUCAAGAGAAGAGGGAUCAAAAGCGUGAGGCUCGCAAAGAACGACUUCGCAUUGAAGAAGCGGUCGAUCGCAACCUUGACCUUGACAUCCACCUCCUCCCGGGCGCGACAAAGAAGAAUUCAACGCAGUUCCGCUACCGUGAGACGUCGCCGCAGAGCUUCGGUCUCACGGCGCGGGACAUUCUCAUGGCGGACGAUUCACAGCUCAACCAGUUUGCUGGAUUGAAGAAGUUGGCAUCGUUCCGUGACCCUGAGAAGAAACGGCGCGAUCAGAAGAAAUUGGGCAAGAAAGCGCGACUCCGGAAAUGGCGCCAAGACACCUUUGGAAGAGAGGAUGCACCAGAUUUCUCUUGGGGCGAGAAGCGCUCUGCAACGGAGCGCGGCGAUGAGACUGAGACCAAGGUUGAUAUCCGGGAAGGAGAGCCGAAGAGGAAGAAGAGAAAGCGGUCCAAGAAGCACUGAAUGGUUGAUUUUCUUUGCUAGUGAUGUGCCUGUAAAGUGUUCUUGUAUAGACAACCUGUAAUGUGACUGUUUGCAUUUCUAAUGCCAUACAUAUAUGCUUUUUAUUCUACGAUAGAAUUUCAUUUUGCUAUUCCGCUGCUGUUUUUGGC
This is a messenger RNA of Monascus purpureus, 2035 nucleotides long. The record is from the annotation of a GenBank genome assembly. NCBI's taxonomy places the organism in Eukaryota, Fungi, Ascomycota, Eurotiomycetes, Eurotiales, Aspergillaceae.